Messenger RNA from Pelobates cultripes (western spadefoot toad), 7322 nucleotides. NCBI's taxonomy places the organism in Eukaryota, Metazoa, Chordata, Amphibia, Anura, Pelobatidae. The record is from the annotation of a GenBank genome assembly.
AUGUUUGGGAUUGAGGCGGAGAGUGAGCAGGACUCCAGCAUGCAGCAGGCAGACGAUUCCUCAGGGUUUCGGAAGGCGAGUGUUAUAACGUGUUUACAGAGGAUCAUGGGAGUUGUAGUUGUGCAAUGUGUGGCUAAGGCUCCUGUAACCUAUAUAUUCAGUGUGUUGUUUAAAGGGAUACUCACAAUACCAUAACCACUUCUGUGCUUCUCUCUGUGAGUUGGUCUGGGUGCUGUGUCCCAGGAGCCGUAACCCUAUAACUGCAAUAAUUACAUUGCCGGGUAAACUCCACCUCACUAGAAGGACUUCCGGGCCGUUCGGCGACUUCUGGUUCCCUGCGCCGGAUAUCCAUCGACCGCCAACAUUCCGUAAGAAAGGAUUGAUUCAAUGCAUUCCUAUGGGGUCGUCCAAAUGCGAUCACAGAGCCUGCUGUGCAUGCGCAUUAGCCACCCCCCGCCCCGCCAGCUGACAUUGGUGGAGGAGGAGUGAAGGCGAAGCCUGACCCAGAACCAAGGGACAUGUAUAUUUUGUGCAUUUACCACUUAAAAAAAGAACAAUCGGCCUGAAAGUUCACAGAUUACCGGUAUCAGCUCUAAAAAAAAAAUACAAUAUCGGUUGAUCUGUAGUUUAAACACAUAAUGUAGUUCUUCAGAUAAAUUCUAAAAAACUACAUUUUAUUUCAGUUUCAGUAAAUUUUAUGGACCCAGGACAUACUUGAAAACGAGAGAAAUCUCAAUGUAUCCUUCCUGGUAAAAUAUUUUAUAAAUAAAUAAAUUGUAUCUGUAUUCAAAUACAUAAACCAAUAUCCGAGCUCUAUAAACAUUGUGUUACUUUUGGCUGAUCUGUGGAUUUAGUUUACUACUAGGAUAUUUAUUAGUGCAAUUAAGCAGGUAAUUAUUGCAGUUUAUCAAAAACUGCAAUAGUUACCAUUGCAUUGUUAAAUCCCCGGUAUACUGCACCCAGACCACUUCAAUGAGCUGAAGUGGUCUAUGUGCCUAUAGUGUAACAAUUUUUACAUUUCAGGGUCAAAUUUGAUUCUGAAAGUUAACCGCCAUUUGGCUAGAGGAGCUCAGUGCCAGCGGGGAGUGCGCUUCUUGUCUCCAGUGCCCCUGUAUAAGGUACUCAGGAUUUGACGAGACAGUCAGCGUGACUUGUGGGAGCAGUUUGAGCUGCUGUAGGGACUGUAAAAAAAAAAAAAAAAAGAGUAAAAUACGCCCUUUUUUUAAUUAACCCUUUUUAUUUUAGAUUAGGUUGGAUUGCUGAAACUAAAUGCAGAGGAGAACAUUAUUCCUAAUGCUACUGUGUUCCUUUUUAAAGCAGGGACUAUUUCUCCUUUAAUGCUUUCACAGCAAUAAAGGGACACUGUAGUCACCAAAACCACUUCAGCACAUUGUCCCCCUUAGCCCUGCAAUGUAAAUCAUUGCAGUUUUAGAGACACUGCAGUAAUUACCUUGCAGAACUAAGUCAGACAGCCAGUAGAGGCAUUUCCUGGAUGGCAUUAAGGUAAUGUCUUCCUAUGGGGAACACUAUAAUACCCCCUUAAGGGAGAUGUAGCCCACAUCUGGUUUGCCUAUCAUGGCAUAUUCCUGCUGUAAAGGAACAAUACAAACCGGUAUUCAUAACGCUGGAGUGUUACUGAGUUUUAUUGCUUUGCAGCUCUGAUACACUCGUACACAGUGUAUAAUAGAAUUCAGGCCAAAAGAGCUAGUCUGUGGCUAUUUUGAUCAAGUGGGUUUUUGUUGAUUUGUUUUUUUAUUUUUCAGGUGACUGCUUUUCUAAAUAAUGUGAUUAAUGAUCAAGAAUCAGCAGAUAACGGCUAUUUCUGUAUUGUUUUGGCUUGUCAUACUGAUGUUUUUUUACUGUCACAGGAUACUGUUCACAAAUUGCUCCAACUGCACCUUAAAGAAGAUAAAGUGAGAGGUAAGCCGGCAUUGUGCUAGGUAACGGUCUUCUAGCCGACAUAGGACUCCAUUUAAUAUACUUGGAUAAGCUUUUUUUAAAUUAUUUAAUAUUUAUUUGGAUAAAACUUUAAAAUCACUUUUUUUAAAUGUAAAAAUAUCUACAUAAAAAUUUUAAAAUAUUUUUCGAAAUAUGGAAUCAUAUGAAAAGCUCAUUCAAUAAUUGAAGCCAUAGUCUGUCCCACGGUGGUGUAUUAAUCGAUUGCUGCAGUAAUGAGUUCAGAGUCUGUUUUGUCUUUGUAGUAUUUCUUUUUACUGUAGAACCCACGUGAGCUGGUCAUUGGUAGAAAUUUUACCUGCGAUGAACUAAUCAAAUUCCUGGUAAUCCACACCCAACCAAUCUAACAAGCAAGGAUUUACGUGACUCAUAGAUUAAUUUGGGCGUAGAUUAAAAGAAAUUUGAUUAAAGGGACCCUAUAGUCACCAGAAUCAUUACCUUCAGGCUUUUUGCUGUAAACACUGUCUUUUCAGAGAAAAUGCAGUGUUUACAUUACAGACUAGAGAUACCUCCACUGGCCACUCCUCAGAUGGCUGUUAGAGAUCCUUCCUGGGUCAUGGCUGCCUAAAAUGCAUCCAAACAUUCAGUAUCUCCACCUUCUGCAUGCAGAUACUGAACUUUCCUCAUAGAGAUUAAUUGAUUCAGUUCAUCUCUAUGAGGAGAAGCUGAUUGGCCAGGGCUGUGUUUGAAUUGUGCUGGCUUUGCCCCUGAUCUGCCUCUUUGUCAGUCUCAGCCAAUCCUAUGGGGAAGCAUUGUGAUUGGAUCAGGUCACCACUUCUGCUGAUGUCAGCAGGCAGGUCCGAGGCUGCAGCUGCAGAUUUAAAUACAAGUAAGAUUUUAUUGUAUUUAAGGAGGCAAGAGGGGAUCGGGAUGGGGCUAGAUGGUGUUUUUAACACUAUAGGGUCAGAAAUAUAUGUUUGUGUUCCUAACCCUAUAGUGUUCCUUUAAUUCUUUGCAGGUGAAGAAGAUUUGUGUGCAAGUCUAGUCACCAGUAGGUCUCCCAUCACCUUUGAUUUAUGUCUUGUUUAUUGGGUGUCCGUUUGUAUCCAAUGAACUGCAGGAAUGAAGUUCUGCAUUUAAUGACCGAUUUAGCUAGUGAGCACUUGCUGCACCACUGUAUUGAUUACAAUUGCACGCAAGCAUCACUCCAACCUUCUGAAAGGACAACUGGAGAACCUCAUCCCUACAUUUAGCAUAUGACAGGAUCCUUCAUCCAUAUACAGGCACAUUGGGUCUGACUGUGUUUGGAAACACUUUGUCUCUGUGGUCUUCCUUGCUUAACCCCUUAAGGACGGGGGACGUGCUAUGCCGUCCUUGGGGAUCUGGCUCUAAACGCCGGGGGGCGGCAUAGCACGUCCCCGCCGUCCUAUGUACUUACCCGGUCGCCGGCGACCCCACGCCAGCGAUCGCGGUAUGGGGACUCUCCUGGCAUCUCAGGGAGUCCCUCUCCGUCCUCCCUGGGCCAUGUGAUCGUGAGGUCCUUGUGAGGACCUCGCAAUCACAUGGACGGCAUAGCCGUCCACAGCAAUGCAAGCAGGUGGAGUGCCUCCCCCUGCUGUCUGAAAAAAAAAAAAAAGUGUUUAAAACAGUGUAAAAAUAAAAUAAUAUAUACUUAGAUCAUAUACAUAUAUAUAUAUAUAUAUAUAUAUAUAUAUAUAUAUAUAUAUAUAUAUAUAUAUAUACACACACACACACACACACACACACACACACACACAGUCUAAGUGUAUUUUAAUAUUAAUAUAUAUUAAUAUCAAAAUACAUGUACAAUGAUAUUGAUUAAAUAUACAUUUAUUUUAUAUUAUAAUUAUAUAUAUGUAAAUACGUAAAAAAAUAAUAAUAAAGGGGGCGGGGCCUAGCUUCCUAGCAGAGUGGACGUGCUGCACGAUAGCUCCUGCAAGCCAGCCACUAAAACUGGGGAUAUACCCCAAAUCAUCGCACGUACACUGCUGGGAAGGUGACUACAGAGUGGGGGACUACACUGUAAGCAGAACGGAGCUGACAGGGGAGCUGCACGGAGGAGAUGGGAGCUGACAGGAGCUGCAGGAAGGUAAGUAACAGCUCGCUGUCAGCCCCCAACAGGACCGUCGGGCUUGUAACGAGCCUGGCGGUCCUGGUCUGUAUUAUGGCAAAGUUGCCAUAAUACAGACCUUGACUAGAGUAUAAGCCAAAAAAUGUGCUGAAAAACUCGGCUUAUACUCUAAUAUAUACGGUAAGUGUUAAAUACACAAAAUAUACAUGCCAGUCAGAUUUUUUUUAUGUUUUCAAGAAUAUUUGUGUGUGUAGUUGAUGCAGUGAGAGUAUUUAAUUAGUAAAUGCAGUGUGUGUGUGUGUUUUGGGUAGUGGAAUCAGUGUGUUUGUAAAUAUGUGCGGUAGUAACUCCUCCUCCCAUUCCCCUUAAUGUUCCUCUUCCUUAUCUUUUAGUGCCCCCCCACCCCAGUGUUCCUUUUCCCUUCCUUGUACCUUGGUUCUCCCAUACUGUUCUCCCCCUCCCCCCCCAAACCAUAAUGUUCUCCCCUCCCCUGUCCCAUAGUGUUUUUUCCUCCCUCUCUCCUGUCCCAUAGUGUUCUUUCCUACCCCUACCCUGUCCCAUAGUGUUCUUUCCUUCCCCUCCCCCCUGUCCCAUAGUGUUCUUUCCUUCCCCUCCCUCCCCUGUCCCAUAGUGUUCUUUCCUUUCCCUCCCUCCCUCCCCUGUCCCACAGUGUGCUUUCCUUCCCCCUCCCUCCCCUGUCCCAUAGUGUGCUUUCCUUCUCCCUCCUUCCCCUGUCCCAUAGUGUGCUUUCCUUCCACCACCUUCCCCUGUCCCAUAGUGUGCUUUCCUUCCCCUGUCCCAAAGUGUGCUUUCCUUCCCCCCCCUCUCCCAAAGUGUAACUUCCCCCUGUCUUGUCUUCUGGGUUAAGGGAGAAUCAGUCUCCUUUACCUGGCCAGACUGACAGGAAGUGCUCUCUCAGUGAGCACUUCCUUUCAGUCCAGCCGGGUACAGGAAACAUAAUUUCCUGUACCACGGUGCGCACUGCUCUGCUCGGCCAUGCUACCAGAGUGCUUGGCAGGAAGGAGCGCUGUGCGCCCACCUCCUGCUGGUCUCUCCAAUCUAGCGCCCCCUGGGCCAUUGCGCCCUAAGGCGCUUCUUGUGCCUUAUCGGUAUUACUGGUGAUUAUCGGCCGAUGCUUAUUAAAAAAACAAAACAAAAAAAAAACAUUAAAAAUAAAAAAGAAUUGGGAAUAUCGUACGAUCCUUAGUUUAAACGUUAUGCAAUUGUGUAGAUUGGAGAUGUCAAACUGCAACUCUUGUUUAACUCCAACCUAUACAGGUUUCUGCUAAAAACAAUGUUUGUAAUAGUCAUGGCAGAGGUGACCUUAUAUCAAUCACCGCACUUUAACAACUGUCCUCUUUUCAGUCAGUGCAGAUGCAUUGGUUCUUAUUACGGAGAUGCUGAACGUUUUUGUGCAAGGUAAGUAAAUCAGUAUGUCCUAUCCUAGAAUGCAGGCACCUGAUACAGAAUACUGCUCAAUACUAAACCAAGUCUGAUAUAUCACUCUGUCCAAAACUAACUAUGACUAACGGUAAUCCUUCAGGGCAGCAAGGGUACAUGGAAAAUAUACAGAUUCUCAUGGUGAGCUUCCUACAAAUGCUAUUUUUAUUAUUUAUGUAAAAAAAUAAAAAUCUGUUACUGGUAAAUGGCUGUGUAUAAGUUAAAUGCUACAAAGGGGGGUUGCCUUUAACCCUUUUAAAGGGUACCUCAACCACUUCAGUGAUCUGAAGUGGUCAUUGUGAUAUGAGUCUGUAUGUGUAGUGUUUCAGCUUGAACCACUGCACAUACAUAGUUACUGUUUAUUGUGUGCUGGUGGCUAGUUGCACCCUCAGCACAAGUGACUUGGGCAGCCCAAAGCUCUUUUUUCAGGAUUGUCAUUUCUGAGCAUAAAAAAAACUAAAUUAAUUUAGUCAGCGCACACUGCCAACAGACAUAAAAAUCUGUCUUCAAGGGGAUCAUCAUUACCCACGUCCACCGACUGUGUGCUCCCUUUCACCUCCUUCUCUUGUACACAGUAUUAAAAAUAGAAAACUCCCCCAUGGGUCUGAGACUUUCCAGAACCUGAAGCAAUUGUGUAAGCUUAUUUUUGGUCUUUAAAUUUUGCAGGCAUGGCCUCAAACCCCACUGCCCAUCAGUCUGUUUUGUGAGACUGUGCUUUACUGUAUUUAGCACAACAGACUGUAUUUCUCCCAGGAUAGUGUAGGUUAGCUGUUUUCCGUAUUACUAACUUCAUCCAGUAGAGGGCACAUGGAACCCUGAAUAGGAACAGUCUCCGAUGCAGGCUGUAGUAACUGUCUGUAUCAUUCCCUGUGCUACUUCAAUCAUGCAUGGUUAGGGUGGGAUAAAGGAACUGUGUGAACCUAUUGUACAGCUAAUGCUGGAAUCAUUAAAAUAGUCUAAGGACAUAAAUGCAUUUUUUAAUAAACAAACUACCAUUACAAGGUACCUGUUAAAUCUGUGUGCCGCGGUUUUGUGGCUGAAGAACAACAGAUUAGCAGGUUGUCUUACGAUUAUUAAAAAUGUGUUCUCUAAUAAGUUUUAGAGAAUAUACAUCCUACAUGGCUAUUUUAAUAUGUUGGCGCUUCAUGCAGGGAUAGCUUGCCACAGCCAGUCUACCUCUGGAGUACUACGCUACUGCAUGGGGUUGGCCAGUAGAAUGUUAAAUGGACCAUAGUUCAGCACAGCUGGAGGGCCAAAGGUUAAACGUUACUACAGGUGGUGGCUGUUAGCAAUAUGCUGCUGUGCAGGUGUACCAAUUAAAAGCGUAUUACAUUUCACAGAUCACUGGGGUCAUGGUGAGUCACAUACUUCACUCAAUAUGUGCUCGCUUUACACUAAGGGGCACAGCACCACCUGAUAACACAGGCACCCCAGAUGUUGAUGAGUGUCAUAAGAAAUAGUCCAGAAACAUCUAGGGUAACUUCUCUAAAAAGAGUUAGAACAGGAACCUCAAGUCUUGCCUGAUUAUUGCCUACAACUUCCAGAAUUCUUUGAAUGGAAUAGAUGGUCAGAGAAUCAUGGGAAUUGUAGUUCAGCAAAUUGUGGGGGGGUAUAACCAUGUUAGAAUCACAGUCCUCGCUCUUGGGUUAAAUUCGGGGUAUACCUGGUCACGCACUGACAUUUGCUUUUCCUUUGUCUUGAAGAAGCAGCUGCGAGAGCUGCGCGGCAAGCAAAAGGAGAAGAGCUAGCAGUGGUUGACAUAGAACAUGUAGAGAAAAUCCUACCCCAGUUGGUAAGUUAUAUUGCCCACCCAUCACCCAUACCAUUUCCUUAAAGCCUCGAGCAGCUACCACUUACCAACCCUCUCACUUUUUGUUAGCUGUUGGAUUUCUAG